Messenger RNA from Cynara cardunculus var. scolymus (artichoke), 820 nucleotides. RefSeq lists its product as uncharacterized. The transcript has a single exon. The record is from RefSeq and is a predicted model, not a curated record. Bases 43 to 600 code for a protein of 185 amino acids. NCBI's taxonomy places the organism in Eukaryota, Viridiplantae, Streptophyta, Magnoliopsida, Asterales, Asteraceae.
CCAAAGUUCUCAAAAUCAUCCCAUCUCUCUCUUUAUCAUUUCAUGUCAUUGUUCAAGUUCAAGUCAUUAAGGAAGCUCUUACACGUUAAGAAAACGUGUAAAAGCUUCACUGAGAUCUUUCGAUCCAAAUUCCACAAGAUCAAAUUUCACAAGGCAAUAAAAAAGGUCACCACUUUUCUUGUUUCAUCACGUUACAAGAUUCACAUUCGUCCCAUGAGACAACGCUUUGCCACGAGCCACCAUCACCACCUUCUUCAGAAGGGAUUUCCAGCCAUAUUCAUAGACGAACUCUAUGUUUCAAAAUCGAGUCAACAAGCCAGAGUGCGAACAACAGGCAACGAUGAAGAAGGAUAUGUUACUUCCACUCGUACAAGUACCAGUGGUUGCAAAGUUGAGAAAAACGUAGCAACAGAACAUGAUUCAUUGCCUCGUGAAAAGAAGAAAGAUGUGAGUAUGAUCAAAGACAGAUUGUGGACUCGAGACAUCAGAGGGGUGGAUGAGAGAGCAGAGGAUUUUAUCUUCAAGGUUCGUGAAGAAAUGAAGCUUCAGAGGGAGCAAUCCAUCCUUGAUUUUCAAGAAAUGCUCGCACGAAGCAUUUGAUUUUCUCUUUUCCUUUGUACAAGUUGUUACAACAAGACCACUAGAAUGAUGUAUUUUUAUUUUGAUUUUAUUUACAUUUUCCAUUUUAUUUUCCCAAUUUAUUUUGGUGGAAAAAUAAAUGGGUAUUUCUGUCAAUAAUGGUGUGAUUUUAGAUUUUCUUUUUAUUAUUUUCCCAAUUUAUUUCAAUGGGAAAAUAGAUCUAUAUAAUUUGUUUUAACAA